AUGACCAAGUCAGGAAAAGCCAAGGCCGUCGUGAACGGGACCACGGUCGCCGAGGCGACCGAGUGGGAGGAGGUCGAGGGCAACGUCUACUUCCCGCCGUCGGCGGUGCGGACGGACGCGCUCGAGAAGACGGACGCGACGACGUUUUGUCCGUGGAAGGGGACCGCGAGCUACUACUCGGUCAAAGUCGGGGAUGACAAGCUGGAGAACGCGGCUUGGUACUAUCCCACGCCCAAGGACGGAGCCAAGGAGAUCAAGGACCAUGUUGCCUUUUACAAGAGCAAGGUCACAGUUACCGUUGAGUAA
Molecule: messenger RNA, 306 nt
Organism: Colletotrichum destructivum
Lineage: Eukaryota; Fungi; Ascomycota; Sordariomycetes; Glomerellales; Glomerellaceae
Exons: 3
Coding region: 1-306 (101 amino acids)
Source: RefSeq, a predicted model, not a curated record